AGUUCGCAUCGACGAUGAAGAUUCGUGGAUAAGAUUACAACACGAUCACCACCAUUACAAGAGCACCUGGCAAGAGGUACUGUCCAAGUACGGGGCAUCAGAUUGCCAAGAGGCAGUGUGGUGUGCAGGGGGGGGGGGGUAGGAGAUAGGUGCAGUUGGGGUGGGUGUCGCGACUUGAGAGACAGGACUGCACACACACAAACAGAGGUUAUGGGGCUGGGCUCGGAGCUGAGAGGAUCAGGGAGGGUGCGAGAGACGGGUAUCCUCUGCGCUGUUGGGGUGGGUGUACUCUCCAUUGGAGUUAUUGCUACAAUUCUUUCCUCGGCACUGACGAAGUCCAGUGUUCUCUGUGCGGGUGGACGAUAUGCUCAAUACUCGUCCGCGAGGGGAGUGCGGCGCCGUGGUGGUGGUGGUAUCGCCGGCGAAUCGCAAAUGGGAAGUUGGAAGGGGAUGAGGACAGUUUCUCGGCAGCAGCAUCGAGUGCCGUCAGAAUCUUCUGCAGCGAGCAAGGCGGGGAAAGCUGCCAGUGGAGGGCGUCGCAAUGCAUAUGCCACUGUUCUGUACGAGGGAACACAGCACGAUUACGAGUUCUUCGCAGCGGCGCGUGUGAUGCUUCAAACUGCGAAGAGAACAGGGACGGACGCAGAUAUGCUUGCAAUUCUGACGGAGACUUUUCCUGCGGAGUGGAUACAAACUCUCAUUGCGGAUGGCGUCCGGGUCGUGCAGCUCCCGAGCAUCAAGAAUCCCUAUGCUGGGCAAGAAUCGUCCUCGCCACGCUUUAUGCAUGCACUGAACAAGCUUCUCGCUUGGAACCUUACAGAAUACAACCGGAUCGUUCUGCUCGAUGCGGACAAUAUUAUCCUGGACAACAUGGACGAGUUGUUCCGAUGCGGAAAUUUCUGCGCGGUCUUCAUCAACCCCUGCAUAUUUCACACCGGGCUGAUGGUUCUCGAGCCGUCUCACGAAGUUUUCCGUGACAUGGUAAAAAAGCUUGACGAACUCGACUCGUUUGAUGGUGCCGACCAGGGAUUUCUGGUCUCCUACUUUCCGUCUUUGCUGGAGAGCCCGCUGUUCGUCCCGCCACAGGAGGAUGGGAAGUACCUCCAGGGCAUGUGGAGGCUCCCUAUGGGCUAUCAGAUGGACUCGGGGUAUUUCUAUCUUACGUACAAAUGGAACGUCCCAUGCUCAGCGAACAAGGUGCUGACCUAUCCGAGUGCGCCGACUUUCAAGCCCUGGUAUUGGUGGAGCUGGCCAAUUCUGCCAGUCGGGCUAUUCUGGCACGAGCAGCGCCGGGAGCUUGUCGGUUACGACCAAGAGCAUAGGUCCGCCUUGUUUGUGGCUUUGGCAUGGAUGGCGCUAUUUCUGUUCGCUUCCUCUGGUUUAGGCCGAUCUCUGAUGAGCACGCUGGAGCAGCUAAAGAAGUCGUGUUGCAGUUCGUGUGGUAGUGUCUGCUGCAAUAGGGAUGCACAGCAUGGUGGUGGGUGGGGCGGUGUUGGCGUUGGUGUCAACGCAUUUGCGCAGGACAUCAUACCAGUCUCUCUGAGGAGAAUAUUUCCUGGGAGGAGCAAUGGCUUGUUGGGGAGUCCAAACUAUGACGGCCAGGACUCGAGGAACAGCAACCUUGUGAGUGAUGGCGGGGGAAAUCCGGGUCCGACGGGGUCGCCCACAUUCCCCAGCAGUGCGAUGGGCUCUCCUGGCCAGGAGAGGAUGCAUCAAGACCACAGACAACUGCAUGAUUCAGAGCUCAGCCCUUUGAUUAGCAGACCGCUUGGAGACUCUAAGCUUCCGGCGAUCGGUGUGAACGACUCAAGCUUUCGGCUGUCGUUCGGAGGAUUGGCUCUGUUAGUCAGCCUAGCCCUUGCUCUGACGGUCCCCUUCCUGGUCGUUCCUCAUACAAUUCACCCUUGUAUUGGUUGGGCCCUUUACAUAGAGGGAUCGUUUGUGUUGCUUCAUUGUUUGAGCAUGUAUUCGGGGGUUCCCGGACGGGUCUUCGCACCAUUGUGUGUGAUCGUUGUCGGCCUCACACUUUCCGCAUUGCCGUGGUACCGAAGCGUUGUGCAGAAGGUGGUAGCCAUCAACUUAUUGUUCUUUGUACUGGGCAUUUCCAUUUUGCCCAUUCUGUCGUUUGCGUUUACGGACCCAGCACUGACUGGUGCCGCAGACAGGCCCGCCACUGGGCCCAAAGGGAUGCAGCAAUCUCUCGGAACACCGGGCGCUGUAAAAAGCAGGUGACCGUUUCCCCGCCCCACAACCUGAUGGCUCCGGUCGCUCGAUCAUUUUGGUCAGCAAAUUCAAUCUGCAUUUUGCAUUGUACUAGCGUACUCGGGUCCAUUCUAACGUACUUAGUCAUCCUAACGUACUUAGUUCAUGCGAAUGUACUUAUCUCAUCCUAACGUUCAAAGCGAUAUCCGUCUUCUCAACAUAGUGAAGGUAGGUAUUACGGUAGUGUACUACCAUAGGGUUGGUUGGAUGACUGGCUCACGUUUCUCGCUGGAUUCAAGCCCAGGUCUGUAUUCUUCCCCCCCUCUCACACCCCCCCCACCCCCCUCCCCUCCCCUUUUAUGCUUCCCCAUCAUAUAUGCUGCUAAAGUGGAUGCAAGACCAAGCAGAGGAAAUUACCUGUAAACGGAACUUGAUGGUGGGCCUCGCUCCACUGCGACACAUUCUAAAUGCAUCUGGAGCUGGAAAUGGUCGCUAUACGUUCAGCAGGUUCGAUCAGUCAGAAUGUAUUGGGUGGAUAAAUGCGGUCCAGAUACGUGUUGAAUAUUCCAGUAGUGCAGCGAGGCCCAACAUCUCUGUGUACGCGUAGCAAUCAGGAAAUUAUUUGUAACGGGCUCGAAUCUCAGUAUGUUCCGGCCGAAUUUUCGCCGCUCGUCAUCGCAAGCCGAAUUUGGGUUCCGGGAGCUCCAGCUGGGACCUCUUGGAGUUUGCUCUUGGCACUCUGCACCUGUUGGGGGCCUCGACUCGGCGCUUCAACGGGUCCGGCUGGGACCUCUGGGACCCACUCAACCCUACCUCUUGGUGUUGGACGGACUUCCUCACUACACCUCUAGACUCUCUCUCUCUCUCUCUCUCUCUCUUUUUUUUUUUUUUUUUUUUUUUUUGCACCUCUAGAUUCAGUUAUGUGGAGGGAGAAGGGGGAGAAAUAUCAUCUCUCAAAGCUCGUUUUUUUGAAGCGCACGAGAUGAGACUCUGUCAGCGUGUCAUUUGACGCCAAAUCGGUUCUGGGAGUUCCAAUUGGUACUUUUUGGAGCUUGCUGUUGGCACUCUGCAACUGUUGGUAAUCACAGCUUGUGGCGUCGUGUCAGGACCUGAGCGUCAGCUUUUCCGGCGGGAUAAGAGUGUCCGUCUGUCCUGCCUGACUGACUCAGGUUCUGUUGGAACAUUGGAACCUUCUGUGACGACUCUUUACCUUCCUUUUGGGACCACUGGAAUUCCCAUUGGGACUCUGGCACUCUGAUUUUUAAUAGCAUUGCGUGACCCCUUUUUGGUCCCACAAAGCUUAAAUUGGGACCAUGGAGCAGUUGGAACAAUUUCAGUUCCAAAUUUCAAUUCCAAUUUUAAUUCCAGUUUCAAUUCCAAUUCGAAUUCCGGUCUGUUGGGACCCCUGGACUCCCCAUUGGCACUUUUGGCACUUUUGGCACGUUUGGCACGUGACGUUGUAAGUUGCAGGAUUGCCCUUUUCAGUCCCGGGAAAUUUGAAUCGGUGCUAUGGAACAAUCAACCUGUAGAGAUUUC
Chara braunii is the source of this 3738-nucleotide messenger RNA. NCBI's taxonomy places the organism in Eukaryota, Viridiplantae, Streptophyta, Charophyceae, Charales, Characeae. The record is from the annotation of a GenBank genome assembly.